AGAAAUUUACGAGAACAAUGAUAGAAACAGCAAUUAAGGGGGGAGGUGAGCUUGUUACAACCUUGAAACGAUCGGUCAGUUUAGGUGACCUGACAGAGGAGUCAGAGCAAAAAGAUCAGGCACCUUCACUUGAGAAAAGAAGAAGAGAGAUAAUGACCAAAUCUUGGCAUGAAGAUUACCAAGAAGGUCCAAGAAGAGUUAGACAGAAAAAGGAAGGAAAAGAGGAAAUGAAAGGCAGGGAGGGAUCGGUCAAAAAGUACAAACAACCCUCCUCAGAACUAAGGAAUUCAGGGCGUGUCGGGAAAAUUGAAUAUCAAGAAGACGAAGGUUCUGUAAGUUGUACAGAUUUAGCCUACGCGACACUGCCCCGAACCAGUAAAAGAAUAAGAAACUAA
Messenger RNA from Eurytemora carolleeae, 395 nucleotides. RefSeq lists its product as uncharacterized. The transcript is spliced from 6 exons. NCBI's taxonomy places the organism in Eukaryota, Metazoa, Arthropoda, Copepoda, Calanoida, Temoridae. The record is from RefSeq and is a predicted model, not a curated record. Bases 18 to 395 code for a protein of 125 amino acids.